Molecule: messenger RNA, 1375 nt
Organism: Trypanosoma conorhini
Lineage: Eukaryota; Euglenozoa; Kinetoplastea; Trypanosomatida; Trypanosomatidae
Product: putative glucose-6-phosphate 1-dehydrogenase
Exons: 1
Biological process (GO): pentose-phosphate shunt, oxidative branch; glucose metabolic process
Molecular function (GO): glucose-6-phosphate dehydrogenase activity; NADP binding
Source: RefSeq, a predicted model, not a curated record
CAUUCUCGGCUAUGCUCGUUCCAAGUUUGAGGAUGUGGACAAGUGGAAAAGGACAACGCUUGCGAGCUGCUUCUCACGGUUGGAUGAACUUGGCUGCUACGUGGAUGCCUUUUUGGAGCGAAUCAGUUACAUGUCUGGGUCCUACGACCGUGCCGAGGACUUUGCACGCCUGAAUGAGAAGGUAUGCCAGAUGGAGCACUCCUUCAAAGGGCCGGAGCAGGGCGGAAACCGUCUCUUCUACCUGGCCCUGCCACCCGCCGCCUUUCUGGACGCGUGCAGAGGCAUCCGCAAGGGGGCGAUGCAGCAGCCCGGCCUGGGCUGGGUGCGUCUCAUCGUUGAGAAGCCCUUUGGAAAGGACACGGAGACCUCCCAGCAGCUCUCGAGGCAGCUUGAGCCGCUUUUCGACGAGAGCCAGUUGUUCCGCAUUGACCACUACCUGGGGAAGGAGAUGGUGCAAAAUAUCAUCGUCACGCGCUUUGCCAACCGCGUUUUCAGCGCGCUGUGGAACAGCAACAAUAUUGCGUGCGUCCGAAUUACAUUUAAGGAGACUAUUGGCACGGCGGGUCGCGGGGGGUACUUUGACAGCAUUGGAAUCAUUCGCGACGUGGUCCAAAACCACCUCACACAGAUUCUUUCUUUGUUGGCCAUGGAAAAGCCGCGCUCCCUAAGCGCCGAAGACAUUCGUGAUGAAAAGGUACUUGUUCUCCGACAGGUGGAACCCGUGACUGUCGAGAACUGCGUGUUGGGUCAGUACACGGCGUCUGCGGAUGGCGCCAUGCCGGGCUACCUUGACGACCCCGCCGUGCCGAGGGACAGCCGCUGUCCAACGUUUGCCGUGAUGCGGCUGUACAUAAACAAUGACAGGUGGAACGGUGUCCCUUUUAUUAUAAAGGCUGGAAAGGCGCUUGAGGAGCGGCUGCUUGGGAUUCGUGUCCAGUUCAAAGACGAAAUACGUCCUUUUGGCGAGCGCACACAGCGUAAUGAACUCGUUUUACGUGCGCAGCCCUCGGAGGCAAUCUAUUUGAAGCUCACCGCAAAGACGCCGGGGUUGCUGCGCGAUACGCAUCAGACGGAACUUGACCUUACCUACGAGCGUCGCUACGACAUAACGCUCCCUGAUGCAUAUGAGAGCCUUCUUCACGAAGCCCUUCUUGGGAGUUCCACCAACUUUGUUCGUAAGGACGAACUGGACGCCGCGUGGAGAAUCUAUACACCACUGCUUCACGCUAUUGACCGCGGCGAGUUGAAGGUUCUGCCCUACGUGGCGGGCACCCGUGGGCCAGACGAGGCUCAGGAGUUCAUUACCAAUUCCGGAUAUAAGUUGGCAACGAGCCAGCAAUGUAAUUGCUCCGCGCCGAAGAAGAGUUCUUUGUGA